CACUGUCGGUUCCCACGCACUCGUUGCCAGAUCCGCUUUCUCCUAAUUUUCUUUUCGCAGACGACCGCAAAUCUCAUCUACUCUUCGAAAUGGCCAACCUCGUCGGAAGUUUUAAACUGGUCUCAAGCGAAAAUUUCGGUGAAUUUCUGAAAGAAAUCGGCGUUUCCAUGGUCACUCGUAAGUUGGCCGAGAACUCAAAGCCAACAGUGGAGAUCAAGCAGGAAGGGGACGAAUUCGUCGUAAAGACUAUCGCAUUCAAAAACUCAGAAAUUCGCUUCAAGCUCGGCGAAGAAUUCGAAGAGAAAAGGCUUGAUGGAGCAACAGUUAAGACUGUGGUGACUUUGGAAGGUGGAAAACUUGUACAGAAGCAAUUCGGCGACAAAGAAGUUACCAUUACCAGGGAAGUUGAUGGUGACACCCUCAAAGUGGUCUGUGAAUCCGGAAGUGUGGUGUCUACGAGAAUCUACAAGAGGGAAUAGAUUUCAAUAUUUUGUGUCUACAUCCCAUCUAACAAAUACGAUCUCAACGACCAUCUGAAACCCACAAGAUCUGGGGAUUACAGUAAUUAAAGCACUAAUUUUUCAUGUCAUUUUGACUGCAGUGAUUGUGUCAAAUUUUAGCCAAUUCAUGCUUCUAAAACUGUGUUUUCGUCUCGUAACCAAAGCUCAUUCAUAGGAUGUUUUCCUUCUGUAGCUUCAUUGUUAUUAAAUAGAAAUAGAAACCA
Messenger RNA from Uloborus diversus, 724 nucleotides. RefSeq names its product fatty acid-binding protein-like (gene fabp). The transcript is spliced from 4 exons. NCBI's taxonomy places the organism in Eukaryota, Metazoa, Arthropoda, Arachnida, Araneae, Uloboridae. Gene Ontology annotation, cellular component: cytosol; nucleus. The record is from RefSeq and is a predicted model, not a curated record. Gene Ontology annotation, molecular function: fatty acid binding. The coding region runs from base 90 to 479 and encodes 129 amino acids. Gene Ontology annotation, biological process: fatty acid transport.